AUGACACGAUGGCCACGGCCAUGGCGGGGGGAAACCUUCCUCUUCCUCCUCCUGAGCGCAUGUGGUCCCUCCUUCGCCGCUGCCGAGAGGCCUCAGAAGGCGGAGGAGUGGAUCCGGAAGCGGCGCAGCUCCGCCGCGGCCUUGCACCUCGAGGACGGCACCAACGCUUCUGAUUCGGCCAAGGAUGGCGCCAAUGGGUCUGAGUCGGCUAAGGAUGAGGCCUUUGCGUAUGCGGACACGACCGGUCAGAUCGCGAAGCUCAAGAAGGAAACGAAGGAGUACGAAGAUCAAGUCAAGGGCCCGGUCGUGGACACGGCCGACAUGUGGCUUCAAGAGAACACACGCCACGAGGAGUUUGUGAAGGAGCUGAGUCACGGAAUGGACAUCGAGAAGCAAUUGGUCCACAAGUUGCGCACGGAGGCAAAGAAGAACGCCGAGGAGAAGAUGAAGAAGGCGGAGGCGGAAGCGGAUGUGGCGUCGAACUCCACCGAAAAGAAUUCCACUCAGGAGAGCUCUGCGGAAGCAAACUCCACGGAGGCAAGCUCGUCAGGCGGCGAGACAGGUCAAAGCAAUGCGACAUCAAGUUCAAAGUGA
This is a messenger RNA of Symbiodinium sp. CCMP2592, 594 nucleotides long. Lineage: Eukaryota; Dinophyceae; Suessiales; Symbiodiniaceae. The record is from the annotation of a GenBank genome assembly.